AUGUCUCUUGGCCCCAGUGUCAGCGAGCGAGUGCUACCUACACUCAACCGAGCCAUGACCAAAGUGCGAGACUUUGGACGGCGAUUGAGCCACGACUUCGACACGAGCCAGAUCUUGGAUGCGUUGGCACACAUGAACUCGUCCCACAAGGCCAAGCUCGCCGAGAGCCAGAAAUCGUUUGUGUUGUCUCUGCAUUCGCCAUGGAAACCGUACUGGGACGUCCUGCAAGCCGUCGCCGCCGUCUACGCCAUCGUGCUGACUCCUCUCCAGCUCGCGUUUCACGUCUGUGACAUCGUGCCCGCCCUCUUCGUGAUUCAAGUCGUGGUCGACACACUAUUUGUCGACUCGGUCCUGCACUUCAACACGACCUUCAUUGACGCCAACUCGAUGGAGGAAGUGUUUAACCGACGCCACGUCUUCCGGCAUUACCUCGUCGGCGCGUUCGUCACGGAUUGGUUCACAAGCGUCCUGCUGUCGUAUUUCGGCCACGUGUCACCGUACAUUGAGUGCCUCCGGUUCGGCAUUCUCUGCCGGGUACUGAAGCCCAUGCACAUCAACCGCGGCAUCGUGCGCUUGGUGUAUUUGGCUGUGGGGUACAUAAUGGUACAUCACUACAUAGCGUGUGCGUACAUCGUAGUGACUAUCAGCGAAGCCGGCAACGGCACCACGCGGUGGGACUCUGCAAGUGACUUGCCUAAUUCGGUGGCCGACCAGUACUUUCACGCGUAUUACGAAGCGAUUACGGUCACGGGCGGCGAGUCCAUGCAGCCCACGACGUCCCACGAAUGGUACGUAUACAAAACCCAAAUCUAUGACGUGGCGCCGCCACCACAACCCACCAUCCUGACGACGGCGGCGAUGCAUUCAAAUAGCACGGUGGGGCUGUGCGCAGGGGUAUUUGCCCAGAUCCACCACGUCGAAGACGACUGUGUCCAGCGCACCGACGCCAUCCAUGCCAAGCUGAAAAACUGCCACGUCGAACCAGCCGUCCAGAGUGGGAUUUUGGACUAUUACGGCUGCACCAAGGGCGAAGAGGACGUGUACAACGCGCUGAGCUGCUCGCGGACCUGCCGACGACGCUGA
Messenger RNA from Aphanomyces astaci, 1083 nucleotides. RefSeq lists its product as hypothetical. Gene Ontology annotation, biological process: regulation of membrane potential; potassium ion transmembrane transport. Gene Ontology annotation, molecular function: voltage-gated potassium channel activity. The coding region runs from base 1 to 1083 and encodes 360 amino acids. Lineage: Eukaryota; Oomycota; Saprolegniomycetes; Saprolegniales; Verrucalvaceae. The transcript has 6 exons. The record is from RefSeq and is a predicted model, not a curated record.